UUAAAAUAGGUACACACAACAAACGAACGUGAAUUUCAAAUUAAAAUAAGAAAUGGACGAAAAUUCGUCAGACAGGACUUCAGACCCUGUGUUACGACAGACGAGCAGUAGCAGUACAAAUAAUUUGAAUAACCAAUCAGAAAACCAUUUUGUUAUUGCAAGUUGUCGGAGAAAUGAAGAUCAAACAACAACUGGGCAACAAGAAACUAGUGAGGAAUCUGACACGGAAGAGAGGGUGUUGGUGGCGUAUUGUCGGUCAGGCAAGCUGGGUGCGGCCUACUGCACCCUGCAAACGGGCGAGCUAUUUAUCCUAGAAGAGAUAGUAGACCGUCCACCAGAAUACCUGAUGUUCUUGAGCCUGUAUCGUCAAGUGGAACCGGUCUGUAUCUUACUGGAUGGGAAGAACCAGGGUGCCUUCGUGCAGACUGUCAAGAAGACCGUGUUUGACAGCGACGCUAAUGAUGAGGGACGAUGCAAACUCGUGUUCUUGUCUUCUCAGGAGUAUAAUUUCGAAGCAUGCAAGCGACGUAUCUCCUCACUGUCCCUGCCCACUGAGCCAGCGAACUGCUCUGACGACGAAAGGUCCCUAUACCUUCGGACCGUCAUAGACUACUCUCAAACACAGAGCGUACACGCAUUAGGGGCCUUACUCAGAUACUUGGACCUAAACUGGGCUAAGUUGAGCAUGGAUCUGCAUGGAAAACCGCAAUUUCUAAGUUUAAGGAUCAUUUCACUUGCAGACAUAGUAACAGUAGACGAGGACACGUACCGCGGGCUGCAGGUGUUCAGUGCCGUGGCCCACCCGAGCGCCUUCAAGCGAGGAGUGCGCGGCUCCAGCAGGGAGGGACUCAGCCUCUACCAGCUGUUCAGCCGCUGCGCGUCCAAACUAGGACAGAGGCGGAUGAGAGUACUCCUACAACACCCGACGUCUGACUUGGCGACGCUGGAGAUGCGGCAGGAGCUGAUAGCAUACUUCAUGAAGCCGCAGAGCGACGCGCUCAUGAGGAACAUCUGCUCCUCCUUGCGGUACAUCAAGAAUGUGCAUGGAAUUUUGACUAAAAUCAAGGCACUGUCCGCAAAACCUUACCAGUGGAAAUCUUUAUACAAUACACUAUACAACGCGGUUCUAAUCUGUGAGAUGUGCGAGAGUGCUGGCAAAGUUAGCAAGUUCUUAGAACAACUGGCAUGCUUCGACAACUCCAAACUAUAUGAGAUGGCUUUAUACAUGAACAGGAUCAUAGACUUCGAUUUGUCCAAAACAGAAGGAAAGUUUACCGUCAAGCCUGGAGUGGACCCCGAAUUGGACAUGAAGAAACAGACAAUGGCGAGCCUCCACGGCCUAAUGUCGGAGACCGCGAAGGUGGAGAUGGAGCGCCUGCCCCCGUACAUACAGGAGUGCAGCAUGCUGUACAUGCCGCACCUCGGGUACUUGCUCGGCGUCAAGGUAUGGGACGACAACCUGACUGCUGAGGAUAAAGAACUGCCUGAUAUGAAGUUCAUGUUCCAAAACAACGACUACAUUCAUUACAAAAGUAAGGGAUGUGAAGAGCUGGACGUGCUGAUAGGCGACACGUACCCCGAGAUAGUGGCGCACGAGACGCGCAUCAUGAUGCGGCUCACGGCCGUCAUGCUGGACCAUCUCCACACGCUCACUGCACUCGUCGACAAGUGCGCUGAACUGGACUGCCUCAUAGCAAUAUCGAAAGUAUCGAAGGAGUUCAACUACGUCCGGCCCACGCUGAGCGCGGAGAAGGUGAUCAGCAUCAAGGCGGGGCGCCACCCCCUGUACAUGCUGACGUGUGACAGCUUCGUGCCCAACGACGUGGAGUCCAGCGUCCACGCCGGGUGCGUCAAGAUACUCACUGGACCCAACUCUAGCGGGAAGUCCGUUUAUAUGAAGCAGAUUGGUCUGAUAGUAUACCUGGCCCACGUGGGCAGCUUCGUCCCGGCGGAGUCGGCCGCCGUCGGAGUACUGCGCCACAUACACACGCGGAUACACACCACCGAGUGCGUCGCCGCACACAUGUCCGCCUUCCUCAUAGACCUCAGACAGAUGGCCCUAGCCCUCCAAGAGUCUACAUCCAACUCCCUGCUGAUAGUAGACGAGUUCGGUAAGGGUACCUCGGCUACGGAUGGCCUGGCCCUGCUGGCGGCCUGCCUCAAUACGCUGCUGUUCCGCGGAGACCAGUGUCCACACGUACUGCUGGCCACGCACUAUCUUCAGAUCAAGGAGUAUAUUGUCGACACGCCCAUUGUUCGAUACCUGCGUUUCGAGUACGUGAUCCAAGAUGGAGAGCCAGUGUUCCUGUUCCGUGUGUGUGAGGGGGGCGCUACUUCCAGCUUCGCACUGCAGGUCGCGGCCGCCGCGGGACUUGGACCUGCCACCGUCGCAAGAGCAAAACUCGUCAUGGACUCUGUCAUGAGCAACUCCCUGCCACCAGAGAACAAACAGAUAACAAGCAAACAGAACAUGUGCAUAGAAAAAGUGAAAAACAAACUACUCACAGAUAUUUAAUUAUAUUCAAAAAUUGUUACAAUACAAUGUGUAUAAUGAUAUUCAGCUCAGCGCAG
This is a messenger RNA of Spodoptera frugiperda (fall armyworm), 2571 nucleotides long. Its product is annotated as mutS protein homolog 5-like. The record is from RefSeq and is a predicted model, not a curated record. Gene Ontology annotation, cellular component: nucleus. The coding region runs from base 53 to 2515 and encodes 820 amino acids. Gene Ontology annotation, biological process: mismatch repair; chiasma assembly. Gene Ontology annotation, molecular function: ATP-dependent DNA damage sensor activity; ATP binding; mismatched DNA binding. NCBI's taxonomy places the organism in Eukaryota, Metazoa, Arthropoda, Insecta, Lepidoptera, Noctuidae. The transcript is spliced from 18 exons.